Molecule: messenger RNA, 3806 nt
Organism: Dothidotthia symphoricarpi CBS 119687
Lineage: Eukaryota; Fungi; Ascomycota; Dothideomycetes; Pleosporales; Dothidotthiaceae
Product: kinesin-domain-containing protein
Exons: 2
Coding region: 479-3334 (951 amino acids)
Biological process (GO): microtubule-based movement
Molecular function (GO): microtubule motor activity; ATP binding; microtubule binding
Source: RefSeq, a predicted model, not a curated record
CGCUCCUUUGGUCCCCGCGAAGCUUUCGAUUCCCGUCCUAAGGACCCUGAGGGCCUCACCAUAUUACCAUCCUCGCAAUACUCCAGACCACAGUCGCGACUGUAGUGACAUUCGACGCCUUGUAUUGUCGCGUUCUGUGCCUUGCUCGAGCUCCAGACCGAGGGAUCCUAGUUCAGCUGCAUUCGUCCGCCUCCAGCCCACAACGCGCUUGCUGCCGCAGCUUGUCUCCCGUCGACGCAGCAAACGCGGCUGCACGAAAACGUCACUGGACCGCCCGUCCGCCAACAAUUUCCCACGCAACAGCGGCGCUGCCAUCGACCUCGAGUGGUGAAGAGGUCUGGGGGAGCGACGGAUGUGUGCGCGGUGGACGUAGGGCUCCAGUAAAAAAAAGCAAGGUGCAGGCUGCAUCCGCGCAUCCCAGCACCUCUCCAUAGCUGCGAGAGCCAUCUGCAGGCGUCUACUGGACGAGCCAAACAAGAUGUCGGGCAACACGCUCCCGCGCCCGUCCAGGCCAUCCAUCGCGCCCCCGUCUGGGCCGCUGCCUUCGCUGCCGGUAGCAAAAACGCGAAAUUCUACCGCUGGCCCUGCAUCACGCGUCCCUUCCAGUUCCUUCCUUCCUAGUGCCGCAGCCUCCAACCGCGCCGUCUCCUCCUCGCCAGCUUACCGGCCGAGCCCCAAACACAACACUUCGCCCUCUGUCCCUACGCUAGCCAACGUCUCCCCUGCCGGCUCGCUCCCUGUUGGGAAGUCGCUACGGAAGACCGUCAGCAUCGGGGCAUUCCCGCAGCCGCCCAGACAUAUGGCGAGAUCAAACCCUGCCAGCCCGCUCUCGACGAGCUCGACACCCAGCGGCGAGACAGUCAACCAGCGCAUGUCGAGCGCGCCCAAGGUGUCGCUACACUCCCGGGACAGCAGCCUCAAGAAACCGAGAACGUCCAACAUCGGUGGAGCGCGGGGUUUGCUCCCAAAAUCACCAUUGGCGCCUACCAGUUUCCUCAAUGGCAGCGUGGAUUCUGUGGCUGUCGACACCAGCCACCUGAGCUUACCUUCACCUCCACAGAGCCGGAACUCUUCGCCGCAAGGAUCAUACGCAACGAGCGCGACGACCUUCGAGGACAUAGAUGACGAGUCGAGGGGGCGGUCAGAGACCAAGAACUCGAGCUCGAAAGAUGGCAAAGGCAACGUCAUCGUCAGCGUGCGAGUACGGCCAGAUGUUGGGGCCAAGGACAGCAAGCAAGAGAUGGAGUGGGGAGUUGACAACAAACGCGCACUUGUCUCAUAUAGAGGCCGAGAAGGCGGAGACUACGUCUAUGACAACGUAUUUGACACACAAGACAACAACGCCCGCGUAUACGAUGCUGCCGCCAAGCGACUGGUUCGACGGGUCAUGGAGGGCUAUCACGGCACCGUGUUUGCCUACGGGAUGACAGGAACCGGCAAGACAUUUUCCAUGCAAGGAACAGCGACGAACCCAGGUGUCAUUCCAUUGGCCAUUACCGACAUUUUUUCCUACAUCCGCGAGACACCUUACCGAGAAUUCCUGCUGAGAGUCAGCUACCUCGAAAUCUACAACGAAAAGAUAAACGACCUGUUGGCGGGGCCUGUGAUGAGUGCCAAUGGCCAGCCCGGACAGCAGGAAGAGAUCAAGCUACGUGAGGAUAGCAAACGCGGGGUUUAUGCGACGCCACUGAAAGAAGAAAUCGUGCAAAGUCCCACCCAGCUCCUCAGAGUCAUCGCUAGGGGUGACAAUGCUAGACGAGUUGCUGGAACCCAGUUCAAUGCGCACAGCUCGCGCAGUCAUGCGGUUGUGCAGAUUGUCGUCGAGAGCAGAGAACGCGCCCCUGGACCUGUUGGCGAUACCAACCACAACAAGCGGUCCGCCGUCGUUCCUGGAGGCGUUCGAGUGUCCACGCUCAGUUUGAUUGACUUGGCAGGCUCCGAAAAAGCAGCCGACGAGAAAGUGCGACGGACUGAAGGUGCCCAUAUCAACAAGAGCUUGCUCACGCUGGGCACUGUAAUUGGUCGAUUGGCUAGUGACAAGGAGAAAGCAGAGAAGAACAAGGGCAAGGGCGACACACACUUGCCGUACAGAGAUAGUAAGCUCACUCGACUUCUGCAGCCCGCUCUCUCCGGAAAUUCUCUGGUCAGUAUUCUUUGCACAAUCCAAAUCGGGGCCAGCGGUAGCACUGCUGCAGCAUCCAACCAUACAGGCGAGACACUCAACACCUUGAAAUUUGCGUCUCGAGCCAAGAACAACAUUGUUAGCCAUGCCAAGAAAGCAGACGAGUCCAUGGGCACUGGCGGAGAUGCAGGGAGCCGGGCGCUACUGGACCGCUAUCGAUUGGAAAUUCAAGAGCUGAAGAAACAACUCGAAGGAGGCAAGGCCAAGGAAACGAAAGAAGAAUAUGGAGAUGAGCUGCAACGAGACAGAGAGGAAGAAAGAGCGCGUGAACUUGAAGACAGGCAACGGCAUCACGAGCAGAUACUCGAGAUGCAGUUGGCUCGCACGGCAUUGAAAGAGCGCAUCGAGCAUCUCAAUAGGCUGAUUUUAAGCUCGAAGUCUCUCGGUGUCAACAACAGCCCGUCAUUUUCUUCGUUGAGCUUCCACCGCGGCUCUGUCUUCAGCAACACGGGCGACAUGCGACCGAGUUCCAUACGUUCAUGCGCAAGCCAUGCCACACUUGAAGUACCACGGACGAGUCAUUCGCAUCACUCCUCCGCUCCUCAUGGCCUUGACGGAUCCGAAGAAGACGAUUCAGUAGGAGAGAACGGCGACGGCAGUGCGAGUCAGGGUGCACAGAUACAUGCACUACAAGCAGAUCUUGCCGACAGGAAUCGGUACAUCACCACAUUAGAGAAACGUCUGUUACAAGCACGGAGAUCGAGCCACUCCCGCGUCUCAAUGUCGAUCAGAGAUAAGCUUGGGAGUAGCGAGGAUGGUGGCUUGCUUGCAACCAUUGCAGAAAGAGAUGCAGAGAUCAGCAGUCUGCGAGCACAACUCGAAGAUAAAGAGCGAAUGAUCGCAGCGCUUACGUCAGCCCGGAAGAAGAACGAGAACGCACACGAUGUCGGGAGCGAUGGAUCGCCGGGCAGCAGGCGAACUUCGAUGUACCGGCGCAGCAAUAGCGAGGGGAGCAGCAUAAGAGCCAGUGGCGUGAGUCUUGUCGCCAAAGGUCCAACAUCACCUACCAGUCCGAAACCGUUCUUACCACCGCCUUCCAACAACACUGGGAAGAACAUCGAGGAGAUGACUAGAAUGCUUGACGAGAUGAUUACAGGAAGAGUUGACAGGGCUCGACGGAGCAGUCUCAUGCCCGUCUCGGAGGGUCGAUAGUAUCGAAAAGGAGAUAUGGUGUAGCGCGAAGCAUCUCGCUUCCAUGAAUACGACCCGGAACGGCAACGGACACUACGUAAUGAGGAUGAGAUGUCGGCCGUACUUUCUUGUUAUCUUAAUUUCUCAUAUUUUCGCGCGGUUGGGAGCGCAGGCGUUUUCCACAAUAUUGUGGGUUAGGGAACCGGGCACGGGACACUUUCGUGUUGUUGCUUUCGUGUUGCCCUUGGUUCUUACUAUUUUUGCCGCUCUCUUUUAUCGCUACGCAUUGGGAGGCUUCUUCCUGCCGAGGGAUUUUCGAUUUGAUACCCCGUUUCUUUUUUGCUGCUUUGCUGGAUGCAAUGCGAGAUGCAAGGUUUCGUGGUCAGUGUUAGGCCAUUGCGCCGUAAUGGCUGGUAUUUAGUAUGCCUCAUGCUCAUGGUACUCGAUUGACGUCAUUACCUGGAACGCUGUGGGAGAAUGAAAUAUGUUCUCU